Gastrolobium bilobum is the source of this 1668-nucleotide messenger RNA. Its product is annotated as cytochrome P450 71D9-like. The transcript is spliced from 2 exons. The record is from RefSeq and is a predicted model, not a curated record. The coding region runs from base 12 to 1556 and encodes 514 amino acids. NCBI's taxonomy places the organism in Eukaryota, Viridiplantae, Streptophyta, Magnoliopsida, Fabales, Fabaceae. Gene Ontology annotation, molecular function: monooxygenase activity; iron ion binding; oxidoreductase activity, acting on paired donors, with incorporation or reduction of molecular oxygen.
UCUGAGAUAGUAUGUUUUCCUUCUUAAUUAUGGAGUUGGGUCUCCACAAUAUUCCCUUACCUGCAAUCUUGUCCUUCUUUCUCUUCUUGUUCAUGGUGUUUAGCAUAGUUUGGAGAUCAAAAACCAAGCCUUCAAACUCCAAGUUACCACCAGGACCCGCAAAAUUGCCUCUUAUAGGGAACAUGCACCAGCUUGGUGCAAUGCCUCAUCAAGGCCUAGCAAAAUUAGCAGAGAAAUAUGGACCUCUGAUGCAUAUGAAACUUGGUGGACUUUCCACCAUAGUGGUGUCUUCCCCUGAAAUGGCCAAAGAAGUUAUGAAGACACAUGACAUCAUCUUUGCAAAUAGGCCUCAUCUUCUUGCUGCAGAUGUUGUAACUUAUGGUUCAAAGAGCAUGAGCUUUUCCCCUUAUGGAAGUUAUUGGAGGCAGAUGAGAAAGAUUUGCACUUUGGAGCUACUAACUACAAAGCGUGUUGAAUCAUUUCGAUCAAUUAGGGAAGAGGAGGCAUCAAAACUUAUCAAAGAUAUAAGUUUGAGUGAAGGGUCAUCUUUCAAUCUCAGUAAGGCGAUCAAUUCAUUGACAUGUAACUUAACAUCAAGAGUAGCCUUAGGAGGCACAAUCAAGGACCAAGAAGCAUUCGUAGCUGCUAUGAAAGAUGUUUCAAAAGUAAUGACUGGUUUCUCUAUAGCUGACUUGUAUCCUUCCUUUGAAGUGCUUCAAUUUUUGACAGGAAUAAGGUCCAAAGCUGAGAAGCUUCAUCAUGAAAUAGAUAGGAUACUUGAGAAAAUUGUAAGAGAUCACCAAGACACAAGUUCAGAAACAAAGCCAAUCAAUGCAAAGGGAGGGGAAGAUCUUGUUGAAGUCCUGCUAAAGCUUCAGAAGCAGAACAACCUUGAGCAUCCUCUGUCAGACAGCAUUAUCAAAGCAACUAUGUUUGAUGUCUUCGCUGGUGGAACCAGUACAACAGCGAGAACCUUAGAUUGGGCAAUGUCAGAACUUGUAAAAAAUCCAAGGAUGAUGGAAAGAGCACAAGCUGAAAUAAGAAGGGUCUUUGAUGGUAAAGGGCGUGUAGAUGAAGCUAAACUCCAUGAACUUAAAUACUUAAAGUCAGUUAUCAAAGAAACCUUGCGUCUACAUAUUCCUCUUCCAUUAUUACUACCAAGGGAAUGCAGUGAGAGAUGUGAAAUCAAUGGUUAUGAGAUACCACCUAAGAGUAAGGUCAUUAUUAAUGCUUGGGCAAUUGCAAGGGAUCCAAACUACUGGGUUGAAGCUGAGAAGUUCUAUCCAGAAAGGUUCCUUGAUAGCACAGUUGAUUACAAAGGUACAGAUUUUCAGUUUAUCCCAUUUGGUGCUGGAAGAAGGAUGUGUCCUGGCUCUAUAUUUGGCGUUGCUACUGUUGAACUCUUACUAGCAAAUUUGCUUUUCCAUUUUGAUUGGAAGAUGCCUGAUGGGAAUAAGCCUGAAGAACUUGACAUGACUGAAUCAUUUGGUGUGUCUGUAAGAAAAAAACAUGAGUUGUACCUGAUUCCUUGUAUUUAUCACUCAUCUGUUAAUUAAAACCACUAAGAAGGAAUCUUGUUAAUUUAUGCUCACAAUAAGUGGUUGUCACUACGUUAUAUGUUGAUGAAUAGUCUGUUACGCUAUGUUUGCUACAGAAGCAUUUUAACAA